UUAUUCAGAUUUAUUUAGCCUUAUAUGAUUUUCUGCAUAUAAGACAUGAUGUUCAAGAUCGCACUCCUCGUGCUGGUUUUAAUGUUUUGUUGUUUGAGGCACACGAUUGCAAACAGAGAUACGUUAACACCUCCGUAUACUUGCACCACAACAACGAGAAUAUGUAAUUCAGAAGAGUCGAAUUCUAUCAGGGAAUAUGAAAUGGCCGGACCUAAAGGUGAAAAAGGAGAAACUGGAGAUCCUUGCCAUUGUGAUGCUGCUGAAGAACAAGAUAUAGAAGAAAUUAAGGAAAAAAUGAUGCAACUGGAAUCUGAAAAUCAGAAUAUGAAAGCAACUAUUAAGCAGUUGCAGGAAACUUCCCAGAUGUUUCCUGCAAAUUGCUCCGAAUACAGAAAACAUCCCGCUGGUUACAGUUUGAACAAUGUUCCCAUUUAUCCUCUAAAAAUUGUUGGUGACGUAACACCCUUUAUCGUGGAUUGUACUAAUAGCAGUGAUGAUGACUGGAUUGUUAUACAAAGGCGAACGAAUGGUAAUGUGGACUUCUAUAGAAACUGGGAAAGUUAUGCAAGUGGAUUUGGCGACAGAGAUGGAGAGUUUUGGAUGGGGCUUCGUACCAUGCAUAAACUGACGAGCACUAGAAAUUACAAGCUUCGUAUUAAUUUAGUAUACAAAUCAGGACUGGUCACAACAGGCGAAUACAGUACCUUCAAAGUCGCUGGUGAAAAUUCGAAAUUUCAUCUCACAGUUUCGGGGCACUCUGGAAAAAUAAGUGAUAUGAUGGCACCUCAUAGUGGCCAUGAUUUCACCACCUACGAUGUUGACAACGAUUCGAGUAAAUCUGGAAAUUGUGCAGUCGAUUACAGGGGAGCUUGGUGGUACAGCAACUGCAUCUACGCACACUUGAAUGGAGAGUAUGAUGUGACCUUUGACUGGCCAUUUGGAGGCCAUCUUACUUUUAGUGAGAUGAAAAUUCGCGCUUCUGAUUAGAAAAAAAAGGUGAAACUUGUCAUUUCAAUUACUCGGCAAAAUAUAAGAACUAUUUGACCUAAAUAUUUUAAAUUGAAUUAUUCUUGUAAAGAAACUUUGACAAAAACCCAAUGAUUUUAACUGGAAAAGAAACAUUAUGUUGACAUUUGACAAUAAUUUGUUUCGUUAGCCAACAUUGUUUACAAAGUUGUGUAAUUUAUUACCAGUUUUAAUCGAUGGAUACAUCGAUCGAUUUUACAAGUAUGUAUGUAGAAUCGAUUUUACAAGUAUGUAUGUAGAAAUUUAUUUUAAAAUAUAAAAAUCUCCUCGUCAUGUCAACAUUUUUAUGGUGUGGAAAAUGCCAUGUAAUAAUGUUUUAAUCAAAAUAAUUGAAAUUACUUCACAUGUAGAAAUGAAUAUAUAGAUGAAAGCUCCUCGUCAUGUCAAAAUUGUUAUGGUGUGGAAAAUGCCAUGUAAUAAUGUUUUAAUCAAAAUAAUUGAAAUUACUUCACAUGUAGAAAUGAAUAUAUAGAUGAAAGCACACUAAUAUAAUCCUUGUUACAAAAUUUGAAAUUGACCGAGAAGAACAGACCAGAGACCAAUAAACGACAAUGACAUUAGCUAUCUUUGCGAUUUUUGUAUUGUCAAAAUAUAGGUUCAACUAUGUCGUGUCGGCAACUCGGAAACCAAUGCUCAUUUAGAAAUGAAAGAAUCAUAGUAUGCAGAUUUGCGUGCACGAAAUGUACAUAUAUAUAGAUCGUUGUGCUGAAAUGUAUUUCAAAUUUUUAGUACUCAAAGAUGGUUGAAAUUGAUUGUACGCUUUUCACUUUUUCAUUUUCAAAUUCUAUUUGAGUUUGAAUGGUAUCGAUAUUUUAUGCAAUUUCUGUUAAAGGGUUGUGCGUGUUAACGAAUCAACACAAUGUGUGACUUUUUGAUUAACAGUUGGAAACU
Styela clava is the source of this 1917-nucleotide messenger RNA. RefSeq names its product ryncolin-1-like. The record is from RefSeq and is a predicted model, not a curated record. NCBI's taxonomy places the organism in Eukaryota, Metazoa, Chordata, Ascidiacea, Stolidobranchia, Styelidae.